ACUCCUUUCUUUCCACCCUUGUUCAUCGAUUUCAAGGAAUCAAUCAUAUAGACGGGGUGUGAAAGAUGUUGGGUAUGACUCACAACGAAAACUCACCCAGAGUUUCUCGCCUGGAGACGAAAAGGACAGCUGACUCAAUGGUUGAACGGGAUUCUCAUCCGCAAUCUCCCGCCAAGAAGAGAGCUUUUCUCGGUGAGAUUUCCAAUUUGAAGGAUGUCAUGCUUACUGAGCAGAAAUUGAAGGCUGUACAGGAAAUUGAAACGAAAUUUGAUGAUUCUCAGAUGUGCGAUGGUUAUGUAACUGAUAUUUAUGAUUAUCUUCGUAACAAGGAGAAAGAGGCAAAGAGAAGGCCACUUCAUGAUUAUAUUGAGAAAGUACAAAAGGAUAUGACUGCAAACAUGAGAGGGGUUUUGGUGGAUUGGUUGGUCGAGGUUGCAGAAGAAUACAAGCUUCAAUCUAAUACACUUUAUCUCUCAGUCAGUUAUGUUGACAAAUUCUUGUCUAUUAAUCCUAUCAAUAAGAAGAAGUUACAGUUGCUUGGCGUUUCUUCUAUGCUCAUUGCAUCAAAGUUUGAAGAGAUUAAUCCUCCAACCGUUGACGACUUCUGCUACAUCACAGAUAACACUUACAGAAAGGAAGAUGUAAUGAAGAUGGAAGCUGAAAUAGUCAAAUCUCUUAAAUUUGAAGUGAGCAGUCCAACAAUUUUGACCUUCUUGAGAAGAUUUGCCAGUAUUUCUGAAGAAGAUUGCAAAGAUCCAAUUUUGGAGUUUGAGUUAUUGGGAUGUUACUUGGCAGAGUUAAGUUUGUUGGACUAUGGCUGUUUGAAGUUUUUACCAUCCAUGAUUGCUUCUUCUGUUAUAUUCCUUUCAAGGUUCAUAUUCCACCCUGAUAAGCAUCCAUGGAAUGCAAAUCUUCAAAAGUAUUCAGGAUACAAAGCUGCUGAUUUAAAAGAAUGUGUUGUUAUAAUACAAGACUUGCAAUUGGGUAAAAGAGGAGGCUCUUUGGUAGCAAUCAGAGAGAAAUACAACCAGCAUAAGUUCAAAUAUGUUGGGUUGAUGAAAUGUCCUCUUGAAAUACCCAAUUUAUUCUUUGAAGAAAUGAGGCUAUUUAGAGUGUUGAAGGCUUGAAGCAUGUUAGCUUAUUCUUGAAUAUGAAAUCUUCCUCAAAUUGGAUCUAUCUAGCUAUCUGGUAUCAAUCCAAGCUGAGUGACCUAUAAAAGCCAAAUUUUGUAGUUUAGGAUUGUAAAAAAUGGUUAUUUUAGCACAUGAAGUAAAGUUGGCCAUGUGAUAAUAU
Impatiens glandulifera is the source of this 1293-nucleotide messenger RNA. RefSeq names its product putative cyclin-A3-1. Lineage: Eukaryota; Viridiplantae; Streptophyta; Magnoliopsida; Ericales; Balsaminaceae. The record is from RefSeq and is a predicted model, not a curated record. Gene Ontology annotation, biological process: mitotic cell cycle phase transition; regulation of cyclin-dependent protein serine/threonine kinase activity. Bases 66 to 1127 code for a protein of 353 amino acids. Gene Ontology annotation, cellular component: cytoplasm; nucleus; cyclin-dependent protein kinase holoenzyme complex. The transcript is spliced from 7 exons. Gene Ontology annotation, molecular function: cyclin-dependent protein serine/threonine kinase regulator activity.